AUGGGUGUUGGGGUGGAUAAAUUUGGCGAUAUUACUAAUAUUACUAAUUGUCAUUUGCUUACCGUGAAAGAGCUGGGGCCGCUUUGUCCCGACUGGUUUGAGGAGCUGACCGCUAGCACUGCUAGUGAUGACGCCUCGGCGCAUGGUCCAGAGACGUCCAGGGGGGGUCCUGUGCAGGAGGCCUCGCUCAAAACACCGCUGCGAAAAAAACCGGCUGUGGACAGCCAGAUCUUCUCAACUCCCAAGAUCUUCAAGAGCCAAAUUGCUCAGUCACCUGAGCUCCUUACUACCGACGAGGAGCUGUUCUCUCCUGAUGGAGGGGCUGCUGGAGGAUCAAAAACAGUACCAUGGGUGGACCCAAGUAUGGGUUUCUUUGGAUCUGCUAAGAACAGUCACACUGUAGAUAAAAUCUGCAAUACAAGUCUGGCUCCCGAUGAUUUUGCAUUGCUGAAUGUGCCAAAGGGUAUGGCUGCCGUCUCGGCUAAAAGUAUUUCUGAAAGCCUGGGCGCACAGCUGAACCCCGACGUGUCCUGGACCAGCUCUCUCAACACCCCACCGGUCAUGUCCCCCACCGUGAUGCUGACUAAGGACGAGGACAAAGCCCGUCCAGUGAGCCCCUCUGGAGACAAACGUGUUAUUCUUGUGAGAGAGCUGUUCCCCUCCAUGUCAAAAGUGUCCCGAAUGGCUGAAAUCUCAGAAAAGCCGGAUGGCUUGUUAGGUCAACCAUCCAGAGAAGCGAAAAACCAGUUGGGUUGUCUGAUGGAAGAGAGUGAUUGCCAAGAGCUCCCCUCAGCGGACGAGAGGGACGGUUUGUGGAAGCAGACGUUGCCCGACGCCAUCCAGGACGGGGAAGUGCGCAGCGCGGUGGCGAGCGUGCUCGACGGAGCCGACGACAUCCUGUCGAUCUUCUUCAGCGGCGGCGGCGGUCCUGCGCUACGGAGGGUGAAGACCAAAGAGAGAGGCAGGAGGAGGCAGGCCGGCUCGGCCGUGGCCUCGGAGCUGACGCCUCCCCCGCCGCUGGAGAGCGGUCGUCCCGAGGACCCUGCCAGAAUGGCAGGAGAGGCAGAACACGUGACCGACACCUUCGCCUUUCAUCACGGCAAUUCCCCAGAGACAAAGGGCAGUGGCAUCACCCAGUGGACGCCCUUGACCUUGCCUGAUAUGUCAGACACUAGCGCAGAAAUCGAUUUCUCUGCUGCGCCUUCGUCCUUCGACAGGGGCGUUGCACGGGCCACCGAGGAGCUGCCUGAAAGGCAGGUGGAUGGAGCUGAGGUGGAGAGAUUGACUGUAAAAGGUGAUAAAAACAAGAGUUCUGAGAUUAUGGUGCCAGGGGGUGCACUUGCACAGUGGGACUCUCUCCUCCCCACCAAUGUGGCUAACACUCAGGAAAAGAAUGUAAGCCCCUUGCAUUCAGCCGUUCUACAUCAAAGGACAGAGGCUUCAAGGAGGAUACGAUCUGGGGAUUCCCAGCCAGCUAUGCUGCCACUAAAAUCCCCAUUGCCCCAGUCAGAGCACUGCUGGGACCCUGGCACCAUGCCAGCGAGCGGCCCAGGGAAUAGUGUGUGCAGUACUGAGGCGGAGAGUGGCAUGGUCCUCCAGCCAGGUCAGCCACUGCUGCCAGGGUCCUCCUCAGAAGGCUGCCCCGCAGUCACCUCCGCCAGGAAGCCUCCCAGAAAAUUUGUGUAUUCCCUUCAGAGCCCACGUCUCUCUGGACAAGCAGAACUCAGUCAGACUGCCCAGAGUCGUGAAUCGUUGAAUGGGAAAUCGAGCAGAGACAUUGUGACGCAUCACAGUGACACUGUCACCGAAGACCAAUCCGAAUGUAAAAAACUUUGUGAACAAGCUGGCGAUAUCAGUAUGGGGUCAGUUCCUACCGCCUCAAAUGGAGCGGAAAGUGGGCUCCAUUACGUGCCCCUGCUGUGCCCUACCAGCACAGAGGAUUACAGCCAAGACCGGAAUCCUGGCAGAGAACUCAGCAGCAGUACCGCCGUUCUUGGCUGUGAUACUGACACCGGUUUCUCAGCAACAGCAUGCCUCGCUGUAAUGCGAUCGAAACGACCAAGUCGACCUUUCCUUACCGAACUGACGGAAAAGCCUGGAUCUGCUGAUGAUGAUUACCCUGACCGUGACCUUAUUGACUGUCCCAGUCACAGUACUGCAUCCAUCCAGAUCCCUGGAAUGAGCGGCCUUCUCAGUGCAUCCGACACAAAACUCACAACCUGUGGCAGCCAGAGGCGUGAUAGUGGCUACCACACCACCACGUCAGAUGCCACACUUCCUGGAUCAUCAGACAUCAGGAAUAUUUCUAGCUCCAGAAAAGUACCUGAGAAUCUUGCACCUGUAGGUUUUAAAAUGGCUAGCAACAAAAUUAUUUCUAUACCACAGGAAGCCUUACAGAGGGCAAAAGCAUUGCUUGAUGAGGGUGUGGAGGAUAGUCAGAUGAAAAAGGGAAAGGGGCCUCAAAUAUCUGAGUCAACAGAGAGGAAUCACAUGAGUUAUUACAAGGGUACCAGAAGCUCCUCAGUUGGUAAUACAGCUGCAGUUCGGCACUGUUCAUCUCUGAGUAAAGCAAGUUCCCCCCGCAGUUCUCUCCAGGGCAGUUCUCCAAAUCCUGGUUUUGUCGGCUUCAAAACAGCCUCCAACAGCAUGAUACAUUUGUCCUCUGCAAAUCUGCUGAAAGCCAAGCAGCUGUUCAAGGAUAUUGAAGAUGAAAAGCUCUCGGAAGAUCCACUCAGAGCCAGCCGCACCGAUUUUCACACUGUGAGUAAAGUUGAAGCAGAAACUGGGAUGUCGAAAGGUUCAGUCAGACUAAUCGCUGCGCCCUUAGUCAUCUUGCCGUCCUCGGAGCAGAAAGCCUCCGAGGCCUUCGGUUGUUUGACAGCCUCGCAGAGAGCUGAUGUCACAGAGCUGUGCAGCCUUUUCGAGGAGGCCAACAGCCAGUUUGAGUUUACACAGUUUAAGCAGGCAAAGUCAACUUCUACUGGUUCAGAUGAAGUCGCCUAUAAUCAUCCUGGUGAUAAGGAGCUAGAUCCUGAUUUCCUAACAGGCAUAGACUUUGAUGAUAGUUUCAGCUCUGCUGACUGUGAGAGACCGCCUCCUAGAAAACUACUCACUGAUUCAAGUUUGUCAGAGAAAUUAAGUGCUAUUUCUUGCCACAAGCAAAAUAGACAGGACUCUGGCUUUAAAAGCAAACCUGUGGACAUCUUGAAUUGUGACCAUUCUGACAAGAGUACAAAAUGUCAUGCCACUUUGCAUCCUAAGCACCCAACUCCAUCUUUGGUCCCUGAGAGCAAUUGUGAUUUUGGGAGCUUUUCUUGUGCAAGUGGAAAGAAAAUCACUGUGUCAAAGGAAGUUCUUAAAAGGGCCUCAAAGGUCUUUGAUGAUUUAGAUAGUGGUUGCUUUCCAUCACAGAAUUCUGUGCGUGACCUGAGCACAGAUCCAUCUCGUUUAAAUGCUGCUGUCACCACGGUGCAAAGAGCCAGACACAUUCCAGGCCCCCAUGUGACAUUUGGCACUCCGAGGAGCAAUGAUAUUAACCAGAACCACUGCAUUAAGAAGAUGGGCCUUUCAGCAGGAGCAGUAGAAGUAGAAGUGGGUCUGCCAGCUAGAGAUACCCAAACAAUUCGGGAAGUCUGUACCGUUCCUGAACCAAUCCUCCCACCUGGAGAGCCUGACUUUCCUCUCAUCGAUUCCUCUCACCAAAUGCCUGCUGUCAGAAACAAUUUAGAAGGUACGGGGACUCAUUUUCCAGGAGGUUUAUUACCUCUGGGUGCACAAAAUGGAGUAGACACUGAUGAAAGGUCAGAUGAACACCUGCCUUCUACACCUGCCCUUAAUUCAGCAGAGGGAGAAAAGGUCUGUGUGGCCAAAGAUGUCUUUAAGCAACCCUGGGCUGUUUGUACAAAAGGCAGUCUUCAGAGAGACCGCGGUAAAAAGUUGGACGUUUCUUAUAACCAUCCCAAUAGCCUGAGCACUAAGCAUGGCGCUGGUUUCAAAACUGCCGGCGGGAAUGCUGUAAAUGUCUCGGAGAGACAUUUGAGGAAAGCAAGGGAAAUGUUCACAGAUUUAGAGGUGAAUCCACCAAGCACACAUGGACGAGGGUACCGUGCAGAUGAGCAAGAGGGGCAGAGAGUUGAGAUCAAAAACAAAGAGCUACCAGACAAGUGUGCUGACACAACUAACAGUGGUAAAGCCACUUCUGAGCAAUGCAAAAGUGAGAAUGAUGCUGUGCAGAGAACAUCUGCUGAUUAUCAGACUGACAAACCUGAUAUCACGCAUGUAGAAAAGCACUCUAGAGAAGAAACGCCUAACAUGGACAGUGUAAGCAAUGUAGGCUGUAGCACACCAUGUGGGAACAAAGUGUCCGUGGCUGAAAAAGCACUUGUGGAAACCACCUCAAAUGAAUUUGGUGAUAUCUCUGGAUCAUGCCAGAUGACAGUUGCUUUAGUUGAAGGCAGCGGUAAUAUUUCAACUUGCAACACUCGAGACAAUUGUGUCUUCAGCACUGCUGGUGGUAAGAAGGUAACCGUGUCUGAUAAAUCCCUUCAAUAUGCUCAAUCUCGUCUUAUUGAACGUGCAGAAGUGAAAACUCCAGAACCUGGGAGGACCUCCAGAUUGUGUAACGGGCAUGAUUCCUCUCACAGUCUUCUGGGUGGAAACAGUAGAGGUUUUAGGACCGCCAGUGGAAAAGGUGUGUCCAUUUCGCCAAAUGCCCUUGAACAGGCAAAGGCUUUGUUUCAGGACUGUGAUGAGCAAACUGAGUGUGAAAUUCCUGGGGCGGUAAUAGACCGUAUCAAUGGGGAAACCUGCAGCAGGCCAAUGAAUCCAAUGCCGACCGGUUCUGGAUUUGUUUCUGCCAGUGGUAAGGGCGUGUCCAUUUCAGCAAAGGCUCUUCUUGAAGUGAAGGAUAUGUUCGAAAACAGUGACGGGAUUGUGGACAGUGCAACCGCUAAUGGAUCAAGAGAGGGGAAUACAAAUGCAAAGUCCUGUGAACCGAACAGUAAUUUGGGGAAAGUUAAUUACGGGUUCAGCUCUGCUGGAGGUAAGAGGGUGUCUGUAUCCAAGAAAGCCCUCCUGAGGGCACAUGCACUUCUGAAGGAAUGUGACGAUAAACAACAUCUGGAACCCGACAGACUGGAAUUUAUGAAGGGUUCAGCUUGCGAUCCUCAGCACAAAAACGGUUGUGGUUUUAGCACAGCCAGUGGUAAAGGAGUGUCCAUUUCCCUCAAGGCCCUCCAAGAGGCAAAAGCUAGAUUCGCAGACUGCGAUAAUGCUACUGAAACGCCUGAAAUUGGUGAAGUGAAAGUGGAAACCCUAUAUGAGAAUUCCACAUCCGCCCAUAAAAAGGAUCCUGUGAAAAAUAAUUAUAAUAAUUGUGGGUUUAGCACUGCAAGUGGUAAAGGGGUGUCUGUGUCCAAGAAUGCCCUUCUGAAAGCCAAGAAACUUCUUGAUGAAUCCUGUGAUGUUGAAAGUGGAGAACCUGGAAGAUCUCUCAAAAUGGAAUGCACAAUUAGUUCAGUUCUGAACCCUCUCCGUGAAAGCGGGUGUGGUUUUAGCCCUGAUAUCGGGAAGGGGCUUUCCCCCUCAGCGAAGAACACUUGUGAAAAGGAGGUUGCGUUAAAAGACCGUUCCAAUGACAAAAUCAAAGUAGAGACCCAAGUAAACGGUUUAAAAGUGAAAGGUGGUUCUUAUGGUAAUGCAUGGAAGUGUACUUCCGGUUUCAGCACAGCCAGGGGUAAUGGGGUAACUGUUUCAGUUAGAGCUCUUGAGGAGGCAAAGGCAAAAUUCAGAGACUGCGAUAAUUUGGACCAUGUAUUCAGUGAAGAAAUGAAGGAGGAACCUGUAAGAAAUAAAAGCAGUUCUGCUCAUCAUAAUCCAGAAAAAACUGUUCCUGGCAUCAGCAGUGUUGAUGAGAAGCCUGUGUUGGUCUCUGAAAUGGGUCUUUCAAGCGCAAAUCUUUUGCCUGUGAAAUCUGACAGAACUGAACAUUCGGUUGUACCAACGCACCUUCCACAAGGAUCAAUAAGCCAAGGCCAAGCUACAGAUCGGCAAAGCACUCGAGAGAUCGGAAAGGCACCCAUGUGGCCUGGUGGUAACACCCCCUCCCAGGAACGCUCUGUGCCAGGGAAGGCUGCAGUGGAGAUGGUGGAUUGUGGGACAGCUCGGAGCUACGCAGGUGGAACUGCUCAGAGGAGCUCCUCGCUAAACCUGCCCUCCCUGGGACUCGGUAACUGCACGGACACCCAGCAGAGGUACCUGGAGCAGGAGGCCAUGGCGUGCACCAAGGCCCUGCUGGAGGAUGAGGACCUUGCGGAGCAGAGCCUCCAGGAGACCACAGGGAAAACGGCUCUCCCGCAGAAUGCUACAGCACACGGUUCAGCUGGGUCCGAGGCUGAGGGGGGCCGAGGGCCUGGAAAAAGGAUAAAAUCUGAGGAUUCGGACACUACAGAUCAGCCUCCUCUCAAAAGACGGCUCCUGGCAGACUUUGACCAAACGUCAGACUGCGAUAAACGGGCGGUGUUCACUCCUGUGAAGAGCAGCCCAAAUGUUACAUUAAGGGACAGGAGAAUCUUCAGAUAUGGUGUGCCACUUCAACCUAAUGUCACUCGACCCCCUGGGGAUAAAAAGGGCACGUUGGACCAGAGGCACAGAAAGACGGAACCACAGACUGUCGUCCCGGGCUCCUUCCUUCAGGACGUUAAGCCAGCGAAUCCCAGGGGUGCUGUGUUUGUGCCCCCUUUUCGGAAGUGUCCCAAGCCCGAGGUCCAGGGAACCGGUCCUCCACCGGAGUCAAGGGGGCCUCCCAGUACCUUUGUGCCCCCCUUCAGGAAAAUCCAGCCCAAUAGCACCCCCCUGGGACAGGGCCCCGGACCGCCGUCCUCCGGCCGCUCUGGGACUCCUCCUCUGCCUCCCCUGUUCGUUCCCCCUUUUAGGGAAACGCCAGGUUCUGCCUCCCAUCCAGGUAAUGAAGAGAAGAGGUCCAUUCAGGAAUCAGGCACCCACCGGGCCGCACCACACAGUGCCUGUGCUCGUGCCGAAAGUGGGCAGGGCCCAGUCAUCCCGAGUGUCCCUGCAGAGAGGGAAGCAGAAGCGGAGGGGUCCACGUCGGCACCUCCCUCACCGUGGGACCAUGAGACUAGCAGCUCGGAUGUGCCGACGUUGCAGAACCUGCAGCUGGCGCGGGACCUGCAGGACAUGAGGAUCAGGAAGAAGAAGCGGCAGACCAUCAGGCCCCAGCCGGGCAGCCUGUUCCUGGCCAAAACCUCAGGGGUGACCAGAGUGUCCCUGAGAACCGCUGUAGGGGGGAGGUGCCCGGCCCUGCAUACUCCGAAAGAGCUCUAUGCACAUGGGGUCCCCCAUGGGGUCUCCCAGAUCAGCGGCGACCGCGCCGAGUCCUUCCGUCUCCGCUGCGGGGACUUCUUCAGGGCGGAGGUGCUGACGGCCGGGGACGGGGUCCAGCUGGCGGACGGGGGCCAGCUCAUCCCGAGCGACGACGGCACAGUGGGGAAGGAGGAGUUCUACAGGGCCCUGUGCGACACCCCUGGGGUUGACCCCAAACUAAUCAGCGAGGGCUGGCUGUACAAUCACUACCGGUGGGUGGUCUGGAAACGGGCCUCCAUGGAGCGGGCCUUCCCUUCAGUGAUGGGCGGUUACUGCCUGACCCCGGAGCAGGUGCUGCUGCAACUCAAAUAUAGGUACGACGUAGAGGUGGACCGGAGCCGGAGGUCGGCUCUGAGGAAGAUCAUGGAAAGGGACGACACGCCUGCAAAGACCAUGGUGCUCUGCAUCUGUGGCGUCGCCUCCCCCAGCUCUGGCCCUUCCGCAGGACCAGUGCCACCAGAGAGCAAGACCUCCCCUGGUUCUGGUGUCAGGGCAGGGGGCUUGCCGGGUGCGGUGAUCUGGGUAACGGACGGGUGGUAUGCCAUCAAGGCCCUGCUGGAUGCCCCGCUGACCGCCAUGCUGCUGAAGGGCCGUCUGGCAGUGGGCGGGAAGGUGGUGACCCACGGGGCGGAGCUGGUGGGGUCCCAGGACGCCUGCUCGCCGCUGGAGGCCCCAGAAUCGCUCAUGCUGAAGAUUUCUGCCAAUAGCACCAGGCCGGCUCGUUGGGACGCCAAGCUCGGCUUCCACUGUGACCCUCGUCCUUUCCGGCUGCCCCUCUCCUCCCUGUACUGCAACGGGGGCCUGGUUGGUUGUGUGGACGUAGUGGUGUUGAGGAGCUACCCAACCCAGUGGAUGGAAAAGAAGCCAGGCGGGGGCUUUGUGUUCCGUAACAACCGUAACGAAGAACGAGAAGCUAGAAGGCACAGUGACGGAAAACACAAAGCCAUGGAGGUCCUGUUCGCCAGGAUACAAGCCCAGUUUGAGAAGGAGCAGGAGACAAAGGCCAAAGCCAAAAGCAGAAGACGAAGGUUGACUCGGCAGGAGAUUGAGGCGUUGCAGGACGGGGAGGAGCUGCACGAGGCUGUGGAGACUGACCCCGCUUAUCUGGAGUCUUGUCUGAGCGAGCAGCAGCUGGCCGUCCUGAGCGGCUACAGGCAGUCGCUGGGACAGGAGAGGCAGGCCAGGCUGCAGGAGCGUUUUCGGCAGGCCCUGGCGGAGGCUCAGGAGGGCCAGGGGGGCUGCUCCGACCGGGACGUCACCCCCGUGUGGAAGCUGAGCGCCUGCGACUCCAGGGACCGGCAGGGUGGCAGCGUGUACCUCCUGAACAUCUGGCGCCCCUCUGCCGAGCUCCGCUCCCUGCUGAAGGAGGGGUGCAGGUACAGGGUUUACCAGCUCGCCACGUCCCAGGGCAAGAAGCAAACCGGCAGGGCUGCGGUCCAGCUCACCGUCGUGAAGAAAACACAGUUCCAGCACAUUCAGGCCUCUCUGGACUCCCUGCCUGAGCUGUUCCAGCCCCGAGUGGCCUUGAGCUUCAGGACUCUCCAGAGUCCAGCUUUUCGUCCUGUGUGUGGGGAGGUGGACACGGCGGGGUAUGUCAUCUCCAUUGCUGACAGACACGGCCCCUCCCCUGUCCUGUACCUGGCGGACGGGCAUCAGGACUUCGUGUCUGUGCGGAUCAACACCAGCCUGGCACAGCUGGCUCUGGAGGAGCUGGUGAAGCCUCAGGCCCUGCUGGCCCUGAGUAACCUGCAGCUUGGGCAUCAGGCCCCCGCGGCCAUACCCGCCCUGUUCGCGGGCGAGCUGGCCCUCUUCUCCACCAACCCUAAAGAGCCGCACCUACAGGAGGCCUGCGCUCACCUGAGGAACAUCGCACAGGGCAACGAGCACUUCUUCCAGAUGGCGGAAGAGAAGCUUUCACAUUUUUUCCCUUCAAACGUCCAGAUUUCUUUGCUGUCUCCAAGACAAGUGGGUCCAUCUCCAAAAAUGGUGAAUGGGCAAAUACCCCAGCAGUCAGUGCGAACCUCAGGGCUGUUUACCCCUGUGGGCAAGAGGCCACCUUCACCAGCGGCCACUUCAGAGGACCGGGACCCCAAAAGCCUAAAGAGGAAGCGAGGCCUGGACUUCCUGUCACGCAUCCCCUCGCCGCCUCCGCUCAGCCCGCUAUGGACCAGCGCCUCGCCGUCUCUGAAGAAGACCUUCAACGCCCCGCGGAGGUCCGAGACCCCCCGCCCGGCGAGAGGUAGGCCCGCCCCUCCCCCUCCGGAGGCAGAGUGGGUCGACGACGAGGAGCUGGCCAUGAUCAACACCCAGGCUCUGCUGGACGGGCUGGGGGGGCAGGAGCAGGCGGGCGUGUCCAGGUGACCGUAACCACGGGAACAACCGUGUCACCGUGUCAGCGGGAAGCUGCAAACUGGAUCUGACAGCCUGAAAAAAAACUUGUGGAACGUACAUGAUGGCUGCGCUCAGAUGGACCCAAGAGGGUACUGCGUGGACAAGCAGCUGAAGUUGGAAGAUAAACAAAGGCGAUGUGCCCGGACUCACUGCUUAUAAGGACAACUGAACAGUGGCUCACUGGCAAAUUCAGUUCACAUGCAUUGUGGCAUUGUGGAAUGUAGAGAUAUGGCGAAAACUCCCACAACACUACUUGUUUUCCCUUUCAGGACGACUGCACUACUGUCAGAACUACUGCACAUGUAAAAAUACAAUUAAUCAUUUUCCGUUAGCUCUGUAUAUAUGUUGUAUUUAAAAUACUGUUGAAUAAAAUAUGCCAAAUAAUAA
Molecule: messenger RNA, 10158 nt
Organism: Conger conger (European conger)
Lineage: Eukaryota; Metazoa; Chordata; Actinopteri; Anguilliformes; Congridae
Gene: brca2
Product: BRCA2 DNA repair associated
Exons: 25
Coding region: 1-9741 (3246 amino acids)
Biological process (GO): regulation of DNA-templated transcription; double-strand break repair via homologous recombination
Source: RefSeq, a predicted model, not a curated record